Messenger RNA from Soboliphyme baturini, 345 nucleotides. The record is from the annotation of a GenBank genome assembly. NCBI's taxonomy places the organism in Eukaryota, Metazoa, Nematoda, Enoplea, Dioctophymatida, Soboliphymatidae.
AUGGAAGUGCGAUUCCUGUUCGUAUGCGAUUGUUUGAAGCCAUGGCGCGGGAUCGUUGUAGCCUUUCACAGUACUUUCGCUCAGCCGUGGCAUUCCUCUGCCUCUGCCUCUGCCUCCACCCUUCGUCUCGGUGCAGCUCGCACCGAAACGUUAAUUUAUUCGAUGCCUAUCACGGGGUCGGUCUCGGCAUUGCAGCUGACAGUCGCUGCCUCACCGUCGAACUCAACGAGACACGGUGAUCGCCGAGUGAUCGCCUCGAUGGCUGCGCUAGUCAUUUCGGCCCAACCCGAUUAUCGUAUCGAAUCGACGAGUGCAAAGUUCGCAUUUCGACCGACUGAGUCAUGA